Molecule: messenger RNA, 1199 nt
Organism: Saimiri boliviensis boliviensis (Bolivian squirrel monkey)
Lineage: Eukaryota; Metazoa; Chordata; Mammalia; Primates; Cebidae
Gene: THSD8
Product: thrombospondin type 1 domain containing 8
Source: RefSeq, a predicted model, not a curated record
CCGGGAAGACCCUUUGCCCUCCCUCCCCAAGGUCGCGCUGCGUGCUAGGCCCCGUGACUGAGUCAGCAAGGCGGAGGCGGCAACACUAACCCUCACCCUCCCGGGACUGGAUCUACGCGAUCCGGAGGGUGCCGGAGACCCGCCCUCCUGAUCAGAGCACGAGUGACCCAGCCACUGCCACUGGCACCCCAAUAGCGAGUCGGCUGGAGCUUGGUGUCGCAAGCCCCCAGUUCAGAAGGAGACAGUGAGGCCCCCACGAGCAGGGGGUGGGGAGCCGGGCGAUCCGGCCUGCGCUUCAAGGCCGUGGCCUCGGUUUCCCCCGCAAGGACAAAGGAGGCCACUACGGCGGAUGGAAAACAAAGGCGGCCAGCACUGAGGUCAGGAUCAGGCCAAAGCGGCUUGAAAGGGGUCCCCCCGCCAGGUGCACUCUGGGUGUCCAUACCUGCGUGGGCAAACGCUAGCCGCACGGAUAGUCACGCGCGUGGACCCGCGUUCUCAGCGCCAAGUGAGCCCUGGGCCGCGAAGCCUUUUAUGCACGGCCCGAACCAAGACGAGCAGGGCGCGGGGGAGGGAGCAAACGAGCGGAGCGGUCGGGCCCACUGAUCCCAUAGGUGCGGGGGAGCGUGCGGCCCGGUCCAUGCGCCUGCGGGCGACGGGGGGAGACGCGUUGCCUUCGGCCGGGACCACUGCAGCAGCACGCGGGGGUAAUGCGGCAGCCGCGGACUCCGCGCUCGAUUCAGCCUGGGAGCGCGCUGGGGGCCGUUGGAAUCCGGCAUGGCCCGGACCCCGGCGGCGCUGGUGCUGCUGCCUCUGCUACUCCUGUUGCUGGAGACUCCUGCGCAGGUCUACCAGGACUAUCAAUACUUCGGCCAGCAGGGCGAAGGUGACACCUGGGAGCAGCUGAGGCUGCAGCAUCUAAAGGAAGUUGAGGACUCGAUCCUUGGCCCGUGGGGAAAUUGGCGGUGUCUCUGCGACCAGGGCAAGCAAGAGCGCAGCCGCGAGGUGCUAGGCACAACGCCUGGCCCGGUUUUCAUGAACCCGGAGAACCUGAUCCAAAUACGGCCCUGCAGGCAACGGGACUGUCCAUCCUGCAAACCCUUCGACUGCGACUGGAGGCUCUAAGCCAAGGGGGAAGCUGAGUCAGGAGCUGCGAGCCCCGUGGAUAGCUAGGGAGGCGGAGGUGGCUGGAUCGCUUGAGC